Molecule: messenger RNA, 2408 nt
Organism: Protopterus annectens (West African lungfish)
Lineage: Eukaryota; Metazoa; Chordata; Ceratodontiformes; Protopteridae
Gene: ORC3
Product: origin recognition complex subunit 3
Exons: 20
Coding region: 126-2279 (717 amino acids)
Biological process (GO): DNA replication; DNA replication initiation
Cellular component (GO): DNA replication preinitiation complex; nuclear origin of replication recognition complex; nuclear pre-replicative complex
Molecular function (GO): DNA replication origin binding
Source: RefSeq, a predicted model, not a curated record
GCAUCUGUUCAAUGGUUGCAAAUUGGGAGUCGCGGGAAUUGAAGUAAAAACUUUUACAGAAUAGGAGACUUCAUUAUUGACAACGAUUGUUCGGAGUAUCACUAAGCGGACGUAUUAUUGUUAAAAUGACUACGGAAUCUGUCUCAAAGGGCUGCUUUGUUUUUAAGCCAAGCACGAAAAAGAAAAAGAUGACGUUUACAGCAGCUGAUUAUUUCGGGGAACAUGUGAAAGACUCCAAAGAUAGCAAAGUCCGGUUUGAAACCUAUCAGACCUUGUGGCAACAAAUGAAAUCGGAAGCAGAGAAAAUACAGGAAGACUUGAAUAGAAAGGUAUUUGACAGUUUGUUGGAGUUCAUAAGAAAAUCUCACUCAAAUUUGCUUGAGAAAAUGGAUGAAUGGAGACAUCGAAUGCGAGCCACUGAAAUCCCUGCAGCUGCUCUUGUGUUAGGUGUGAAUGUACCUGAUCAUGCUAUGACCUUUCAGAUUCUCUCAGAACAGUUACGGGAAUCAAUUACACCAUAUGUGGUCUCUCUGGAAGCCAAGGAAUGUCAAGGAGUAAAGCACAUUCUGCAGAAAGUGUUUGGACAGCUUUUGGGACACAGUAUCAGACUGGAAGCUGAUGAUGAAACAGACGUGCAGCCUCACCCUGCAGAGCUCCGUCAGAAGAAAAUGCUUUGUUCAUUGGCUUCUCUGGCUGAUUGGUACACUUCUGUUAAAAGGAAAACAGUGAGUGUUAUGCCAGGGAAGAAGAGGAGUUCACCAACAGCUGGGCACUUACAAACUCCUCCUGUAGUGAUCAUCUUCAAGGACCUGGAAAGUUUUCAUGCUAAAGUGCUGCAAGAUUUCAUAGUUAUUUGCAGUCAAUAUGUAAAUCAGCUGCCUUUUACACUCAUAUUUGGGAUUGCUACUUCUUCAAUGACCAUACACAAGACACUUCCUCAUUCUGUGUCUUCUCUGCUGUGUAUAGAAUUGUUCCAGUCAGUUUCUUGCACAGAACACCUGGCAGCAGUAAUUGACAAGCUGGUUUUAACACACAGCUUUCCUUUCCGACUUAAUGGGAAGAUGCUGCAAGUCCUGAUCACAGUUUUCCUCUACCACGAUUUCUCUGUUAGAAACUUCAUUAAAGGACUUCAGUUGUGUAUUGUGGAACACUUCUAUUCUCAGCCUCUGAGCAUCUUGUGCUGCAGUUUGGAUGAGGCUGAAAACAGGACAAAAAAUUUAACACAUGAGAAGUGCGAGAUGAUUAGACAGCUGCCAUCUUUUAUGAGGUAUGUAGAGAAUCAGGAGCCCGAAAAACAGGUGGAACUACUGACAAGUGAUACUUUUUUAAAGAAAGAAAUCAAAACGCUUCUUCGACAUCUUCAUAAUUACCAUGAGAAUUAUAUUCCAGUUCUGAGAUGUCUUCAUGCUUUAACUACUUCCCUUCCUAAGUUUCCACUGGGUAAGCAGAUCAGAGAGCUGCAUUCUGCAUGUUUGGAACGAAAUGUUUGGGAAUCUGAGGAAUACACAUCAGCUUUUCAGUUACUAAGGAUGAUGGCCAAGGAUGAGCUUGUAGCAGCUCUGCAGAAAUGCUGUGAUGUGCUGAAAACUUCAAGAGUCAAACAACAGGCAGAUACCUUAACAAAAGUGGAGGAGUUCAUUGACCAGCUUCAGAAACUUGACAAGAUUGUUGAAGAUGAGACAGUGGCACAGAAAAGCUUACAGAAGAAAACUGACCUCUACCAGCUUCAAAAGACUUUACUGGAGAUGAAAGAUUCACGAAAGUCUAAGAAGCUGAGUAAGUUUGAAACUCUCCGUCUAGAGGUUCUGGAUUUCAUAGACAGCAUUGUCAGGAUGCACCUCAAGCCUCCAGAAGUGAUGCCUCUCUAUGAAGUGGUGUAUUUCAGUGGUGCCAGUACUUUACGUAAGCAUCUGAAUGCUGCUCCUCGCAUAGCUCUUCACACAGCACUCAACAAUCCCUACUACUACUUAGAGAAUGAAGCGCUGAAGAGUGAAGCAGGCACCAUAUCAAAUUCUGCUCCUGACAUCUGCAUUGCCUACAAACUUCACCUGGAAUGUGGCAGAUUAAUUAACUUAUGUGACUGGCUGGAGGCUUUUGCUACAGUAGUUGCAGCUGCAAGUGGAGUGGAUCCGGAGUCCGAUCUGGUAGCUGGUCAGGUGGAUGAAACAAUCCAUGCUCGCUUUAUUAGAGCAGUUUCAGAACUGGAAUUCCUGGGGUUUGUGAAGCCAACUAAACAGAAAACUGAUCACGUAGCACGCCUGACAUGGGGUGGCUGUUGAAGAUGCAGACAUGUGACUAUUUCUGAAUGCAGAUUAUGAAAACAUGUUGCUAUAUGAUAAAGCUUAUCACACUGUAGUAAAUAUAUUUAUAUUUUGUAACAGUAUGCAAUAAAUUUAAUUUAUGACUUA